AUGGAGGCCUCCUGGUCUUCGCUGGUGAGCAGCCUGGACGCCCCAGACCCGCAGCUGCAGCAUUUCGUGGAGGUGGAGACGCAGAAGCAGCGGGUGCAGCUGCUGGUCCAUCACAUGACUGAGCUGUGCUGGGAGAAGUGCAUGGACAAACCCGGGCCCAAGCUGGACAGCCGGGCCGAGGUCUGUUUGGUGAACUGCGUCGAGCGCUUCAUCGACACGAGCCAGUUCAUCUUGAAUCGACUGGAGCAGAUCCAGAAGGCCCGGCCGUUCUUCUCGGAAAGCCUCUCUGACUGAUCUCGGCGGAAGGAAGUUGAGUUUCACUAUGAGGAUACCCUGACGGAUACUUCGGCUGGUCCCCGUUUUCUACGAGCAACGGAACAGUCAAUCUCCUCUCACCUAAACAGUUUGCGCAUGCUCAGACAGAGUGGAUUUUCAGAAGACUUCAAAAGGCCCAUGUACUUGAUUGAAAUUUCCGUAAAUACUGCUGGGAUCACCUCCAAAACAGCAAAGCUGUUUCCUGCUUCCUCCAAGAACAGCUGUCCACUCUCCGCCCACCAGAUGCUGUGACCUGUGCCCUCUGCACAGAUGGAAGUGUCAUCACAGAGGACUUGUUAAUUUGUGCUUUUCUUCUAUGCAGUGCUGGGAAUGGAAACCCAGGGCUUUCUGCAUGGGAGGCAGGCAUUCCACUCUGA
Microtus oregoni (creeping vole) is the source of this 692-nucleotide messenger RNA. Its product is annotated as putative mitochondrial import inner membrane translocase subunit Tim8 A-B. The coding region runs from base 1 to 294 and encodes 97 amino acids. The transcript is spliced from 2 exons. Lineage: Eukaryota; Metazoa; Chordata; Mammalia; Rodentia; Cricetidae. The record is from RefSeq and is a predicted model, not a curated record.